Epinephelus moara (kelp grouper) is the source of this 1257-nucleotide messenger RNA. Its product is annotated as histamine H2 receptor-like. Lineage: Eukaryota; Metazoa; Chordata; Actinopteri; Perciformes; Serranidae. Gene Ontology annotation, cellular component: membrane. The record is from RefSeq and is a predicted model, not a curated record. The transcript is spliced from 3 exons. Gene Ontology annotation, biological process: G protein-coupled receptor signaling pathway. Gene Ontology annotation, molecular function: G protein-coupled receptor activity. The coding region runs from base 1 to 1239 and encodes 412 amino acids.
AUGGCACAAAUAGCAGACGCACAAACCGGAGGUGACAUUAUGAACAUGUACACUUUCUGGAACGAAACAACCGCGCACAAUGAGACUCACAUGGACACUGUGUUUUUAAUAUUCAACUGCACAGUCUUGACUUUAUCAUUAGUUUUGGGUUUACCCGGAAACUUGUGGGUUUGUUGGGUCGUUUUCAGGACCAAGAGCUUGCAGACUUUUAAUAACGCGCUGCUGGUCAGCUUGGCCACCAGUGACCUCCUGAAGUGCUCUGUGGACAUACCGCUGCUGCUCUUCUCUUUCCUGCGUUACGGGAAGGACAGCCAGGUGUCGGUGUCCGUGUGCACCCUGCAGCAGUUCACCUAUGCUCUGUGCAGCUGUGUCCAGCUGCUCACUCUGGUCAGCAUUAGCGUGGAGCGGUUCCAAGCUAUCGCGUUUCCUUUCCAAACCGAGAGGAGGAAAGCCAGGGUCCGUCUCUGGAUCCUGUCCAUCUGGGCAUGCGGCCUCAUUUUGGCUGUAAUCUCUCUGACUCUUUCCAGAAAGGCGCUUUUUUACAUGCUCUGCCGUCCGCACCUCGGGGGGCAUGGCGACGAGCGUCUGCAAUAUUCGGAUCCAUUCGGACCCUACGUGCUGGUCCCGGUCUGGGGUUUGUCUCUGACUGUGAUCGUCAUCCAUUACGUGCGCAUUUUCAAAGUUGUAAGACAGCACCGGAAGAAAGUGUUCAGCCGGGGAGUCCGGCUGAGGCCGACCGUGACGGAACAUGUGUACGGCUGGCUGAGUGUGCCUGCUUCAGCACCACGGACAGCUCCGCCCGGCUCCUUCAUCCCGCUGCCUCCCCGCCGGACGGUGCUCCUUGUGGCCGAGGCCAGUGCCCCCUUUGCGGGCUCCUCCAGAGGGGGCGCCCCGGGGAGACCUCCGGAGAUUGUGGGGGCAGUGUGUCUGCUGACACCUGGGGCCAGGGAGCGGGGCAAGAAACGGAUGGAGGGCAGGCUGGCCCAGCGUUUUGGGUACAUAAUCAUUGCGUUCACACUCUCCUGGGUGCCCAUGGUGGUUAUUUUGCUGAUAAACGUCAUCUCGUGGCAAGACACGGACAAACUGCUGAUGGAGCUGGAGACAUCAGCUAUGGUGCUGACCUGCGUGCAGGCUGCAGUGGAUCCCCUCAUCUUUACUUUAGUUACCAGACAGUUCCGCUCUGAGCUAAGCAAGGUCCUCUCCUCCAUCCCAUGGUGUCCCCUAAAACGGAGGGUCUGAAGGUUAAGUACUUUAUAA